Molecule: messenger RNA, 1023 nt
Organism: Dovyalis caffra
Lineage: Eukaryota; Viridiplantae; Streptophyta; Magnoliopsida; Malpighiales; Salicaceae
Source: the annotation of a GenBank genome assembly
AUGAGUUCCAUAACAACAAAACUUGCCUCUAAAACACUGAAAAGAAUCCUCACCUUCACCCCAAAACCCACCACCACUUUCUCUCGCUCUUUCUCGGCCGAGACCCAAACCCAAAAGCUCGAACGCAUUGCUGACGAGCUUCUUGACCUAACAAAGAUCGAGAGGCACGACUAUGCCAUUCUCUUCAGACAUAAAAUGGGUCUUCAACGCUAUGGCCCUGCGGUAUCUGGAGCCAUUUUAUCAGGCCCGGGUGCACCUGGAUCCGCCUCUGGGGAUGCGAAGCCGGCUGAAGCGGCUGAGAAGACUGCCUUUGAUAUUAAAUUGGAGAAGUUCGAUGCAGCGGCUAAGAUCAAGAUUAUAAAGGAAGUUCGGACUUUUACUGAUUUGGGUUUGAAGGAAGCUAAGGAUUUGGUGGAGAAAGUGCCUGUGGUUUUGAAGAAGGGUGUUACUAAAGAGGAGGCUAAUCCAAUUAUUGACAAGCUUAAAGAAUUGGGAGCUACCGUGGUUGGUGUUGUUGCUAGGAUAUCUCUUGAAAGAAGAGCACAUAUUGUGUUUCUUCUCAUAAAUUGCGAAUCCCGUAUCAAAAUACUUUUGAGGUUUACUUGGGACUGUGUGAGGUUGAGUGCCAAAGACAAUUUGGGAUUUGAAAAAACAGAUUUGAGGAAAAAGUGUAGUAGCAUUAAUGUGAAAGACCAUAUAGACACGAACCCGGACAGGCCAUAUCGCAAAGAUCGUGAUGAGUUGCAUGAGAGAGUCAACCAGACAGCUCAGAUUCUAUCUUGGUCGUCCAUGGUGUCAACCGAUGUUAUCUUCCCGGAUGACAAAAUGAACAGGAACACAUAUCAUGUUGGAAGCAACUGUUCCUCUGAAUCUCAGCAGACGGUUUCUUCUGCACACGGUUUUUCGUUUGCCAAAUCUGCAUCAGGUCAAACCAUAGCAUCGGGUUUAGAUAUUGAUUCAGGUCAAUUUCAUCUGAACGCUCAAUCAAGCUAUACUGAUGAAAAAUGUGGAGAUAAAUUGUGA